Molecule: messenger RNA, 1570 nt
Organism: Phlebotomus papatasi
Lineage: Eukaryota; Metazoa; Arthropoda; Insecta; Diptera; Psychodidae
Product: zinc finger protein 675-like
Exons: 1
Coding region: 25-1356 (443 amino acids)
Biological process (GO): regulation of transcription by RNA polymerase II
Cellular component (GO): nucleus
Molecular function (GO): RNA polymerase II transcription regulatory region sequence-specific DNA binding; DNA-binding transcription factor activity, RNA polymerase II-specific
Source: RefSeq, a predicted model, not a curated record
UAACCUCAAAGUUUGUUUUUGUUUAUGUUUUCAUAUUUUGCAAUGGAUAUCACAGAAAAUUCAUUUCGUUGCGAUUUUGUACAAAAUUUGUACCAAGUGAUUACAAAACUUUAUGGAAAUAUAAUCGAUCAUGAGAGUUCUAUCAAAAAUUGUGAAAUUUGUUCAGAAAACAGUAAAGCAAUUUCCUUCAUCAAGAACCAGCUCUAUCUCAUCAUGAGCGGGGAUUCUGUCACCAUCUGGACUAAAAAUGAUGAAAACUCUAACAAGGAACAAAUCAAUGAUAAAUUUACUAACAAAAAUAAUUAUACUUUGGAAGUUGAUGAUUGCAAAAGUAUUAAAGAAGAGGAGGAGGAAGAACAUGGAUUCAAAAAUAUUUUAACAGCAGAGUCAAAUGUAUUUGAAUCAUCUUCGUCAUCUGACGCUGAAAAUCCUAUCACAAUAGAAGAUGAUCCAGACAAAAUAGAUAUAAAACACGUUUCUGAGACUGAAAAUGCCCCUAAAUCAUCUAAGGAAGGAGAUGCCAUAAAUAAACCAUAUGAGUGUGCACAUUGUCAUAUUAGAGUAUCCUUGAAGGCUAAUCUUGCCCAGCACAUGAAAUUGCACAUGCCAAAGCAACAUCUUGAUGAAGUAAGAAAUGGAAAAUUUUAUCCAAAAUGGAAAAAACAAGGCAAGAAAAAAUGUUCACUAUGCAAAGCAAUUUACAAGAAGGUACAUGAAUGUAAGCUUUUAGGACAAAAACACGUUCGCAAUACAUUUUCAUGUUCCUACUGUCCGGAAACUUUUACUUUCUAUCCAAAAAUUUAUAUGCACCACAAAAUCCAUCAUCCAGACAAACCAAAACCUCUAUCACCCUACCAAUGUGAGAUUUGUGGAGCUUUUGCCAUACGUUCAUAUGCCCUACAACGACAUAUGAUGUUUCAUACUGAUUAUGCCCCAUUUGAAUGUGAAACAUGUAAAAAGAAAUUCCGAACUAGGCAAAAACUAAAGGAUCACCAACGAAUUCAUAUACCAAAGGCAGAGAGAGAUGAUAAAUAUAAAUGUGAAAUUUGUCAAAAACAAUAUCAUUCUUCAACAACACUGAAAACCCAUAAAUUGCUUAAACACACUAAACGAGAGACCUUCAGCUGUAGUGUUUGCCAGAGGAAAUUCCUAAAGGAAAUCUCUUUAAAGAAACAUCUUCCAGUUCAUGAAGGAGAAGCUCAACGAGAGCACAAGUGUGAGGACUGCGGUAGGAGAUUCAAAAAACUCGGAGAUAUGAAUAGACAUAGGAAGAAAGAUCACAAAAAAUAUACCGAAUUGAUGUUGAGGCCUAAAACGAAAAAGAAGGCAAAAGGCCAAGAAAAUGAAUUAAAAUAAAGUUGUUAUAAUAAUUGCCAGAGAGCAAGUAUUUAUUUUGCUACUUUUAAAAAUUAUUAUUUUCUAGAAAGUUACUUUUGAAGCUGAAAUUCACAAAAUUUAAACGGACACGAAAACAUCUUCCAAAAAUCUAAAUCAAGUUUAAAAAUUUUCUGGAAUAUUUUGGUAAAAUAAAUUAAAAAAAUAAAUCUUGCUUUGAAUUCUAAUUAGAAAA